AUGGGUAAGGAAAAGGUUCACAUUAACAUUGUGGUCAUCGGCCAUGUCGACUCUGGGAAGUCAACCACGACCGGCCACCUGAUCUACAAGCUUGGUGGUAUUGACAAGCGUGUGAUCGAAAGGUUUGAGAAGGAGGCUGCUGAGAUGAACAAGAGGUCGUUCAAGUAUGCGUGGGUGCUCGACAAGCUCAAGGCUGAGCGUGAGCGUGGUAUCACAAUUGAUAUUGCCCUCUGGAAGUUUGAGACAACCAAGUACUACUGCACUGUGAUUGAUGCCCCGGGACACCGUGACUUCAUCAAGAACAUGAUUACUGGUACCUCUCAGGCUGACUGUGCAGUCCUCAUCAUUGACUCAACCACUGGUGGUUUUGAAGCCGGUAUUUCCAAGGACGGUCAGACCCGUGAGCAUGCUCUGCUUGCUUUCACUCUUGGAGUCAAGCAAAUGAUCUGCUGUUGCAACAAGAUGGAUGCAACCACCCCCAAAUACUCCAAGGCUAGGUAUGAUGAAAUUGUGAAGGAAGUGUCUUCGUACCUGAAGAAGGUUGGAUACAAUCCUGAAAAAAUCCAUUUUGUGCCGAUUUCUGGUUUUGAGGGUGACAACAUGAUUGAGAGAUCCACCAACCUGGACUGGUACAAGGGCCCAACCCUCCUUGAGGCCCUUGACUUGAUUAAUGAGCCCAAGAGGCCAUCAGACAAGCCCCUCCGUCUCCCUCUUCAGGAUGUGUACAAGAUCGGUGGUAUUGGAACUGUACCUGUGGGUCGUGUGGAGACAGGUAUACUGAAGCCUGGGAUGGUGGUGACUUUCGGCCCAUCUGGUCUGACCACUGAAGUUAAGUCGGUGGAGAUGCACCAUGAGGCUAUGCAGGAGGCUCUCCCAGGUGACAAUGUUGGGUUCAAUGUAAAGAAUGUUGCGGUGAAGGAUCUGAAGCGUGGUUAUGUGGCCUCAAACUCAAAGGAGGACCCCGCUAAGGAAGCUGCCAACUUCACCUCUCAGGUGAUCAUCAUGAACCAUCCUGGCCAGAUUGGACAGGGAUAUGCACCGGUGCUCGACUGCCACACAUCCCACAUUGCUGUCAAGUUUGCUGAGCUCGUGACCAAGAUUGACAGGCGAUCUGGUAAGGAGCUCGAGAAGGAGCCCAAGUUCUUGAAGAAUGGAGAUGCUGGCUUUGUCAAGAUGAUUCCCACAAAGCCCAUGGUGGUCGAGACCUUUUCUGAGUACCCACCUCUUGGACGUUUUGCCGUUCGUGACAUGAGGCAAACUGUUGCUGUUGGUGUCAUCAAAAGUGUCGAGAAGAAGGACGCCUCGGGUGCCAAGGUGACCAAGGCCGCUGCCAAGAAAGGCGCCAAGUGA
Messenger RNA from Striga hermonthica, 1350 nucleotides. NCBI's taxonomy places the organism in Eukaryota, Viridiplantae, Streptophyta, Magnoliopsida, Lamiales, Orobanchaceae. The record is from the annotation of a GenBank genome assembly.